GUUAUUGUAAUCAAUUAAGAUGUGGAGGGUGGUAGUGUUGGUUUGUGCGUUGGUGGCCGCCGGCGCCGGUCAGGAAACUGAGGAAACGGAGUCGAAGGUGGUGAACAUCACCCAAGGACAAAUCAGGGGGUACAAAGCGGCCAACCAUGAUGUGUUCGAAUUCUUAAAUGUCCCGUACGCUCUUGCACCCACUGGUACAGACAAGUUUAAGGCUCCCUACACAAUAAAUUCAAUAUUCAUGGGAGUUUUUCCCGCAGUUGAUCGAGGGAUCCUAUGCCCUCAGAGCAUCUCCGCGCUUUUUCCUGAUGACUCACCUUUUAACUUCCAAGAAGACUGUCUAGUCGCGAAUAUACACGUGCCGAAUACAAACGAAACUAACCUCCCAGUUCUGGUGUUAGUUCACGGUGGAGCCUAUUUAUUAGGAGCAGGCAUAUUCCAUAAAGCUAAUGGUCUGGCUAGUGACGCUAAUAUUAUCGUUGUCACCUUCAAUUACCGCCUCGGACCCCAUGGUUUCCUAUGCCUUGGCACAGAUGAUGCCCCUGGGAAUGCUGGUAUGAAAGAUCAGGUAGCAUUGUUGCGCUGGGUACAAACCAACAUUGCUGGGUUCGGAGGCAACCCUAACGAUGUGACGAUAAGUGGCUGUAGCGCGGGAGGGUCAUCAGUAGACUUGCUCAUGCUCUCCAAUAUGACCGACGGCCUGUUUAACAAGGUUAUUGCCGAAAGUGGUUGCAGCAUAAACCCAUUUUCAACACAAAUAAAUCCCAUCCAAAAUGCAAGGGAUUAUGCUCAAAGUCUUGGUUUCACGAACGCGAACGUGAGCAGUUUAGAGGAUUUGGCAGAGUUUUACACAACAACACCUCUUUCCGAUCUAUUUAGCUCUACUCUGUUGGACAUGUCCUCUACCAAAAAUUCUUACUUUACUUUCCAACCUUGUGUAGAGGCAAAUAUUGGCCAACAAAGAUUUCUAGAAGACGCGCCUAUAAAUGUUUUGAAGAGUGGUAAUUUCAAAAAUCUACCAGUUAUAUAUGGAUAUGCUAAACAUGAAGGUUUAUUCAGAAUUAUGCAGCUCAACGAAUGGACCGUUGCAAUGAAUGAAGAUUUCUCACAAUUUUUACCAGCUAACCUGCAGUUCGAAAACGAAACACAAAAAGUUGAAGUAGCUAAUAUGGUUAAAGAAUUUUAUUUUGGACCUGGAGAGAUCAGCGAGUCUUCUGUUUCUCAGUACAUUAAUUAUUUUACUGAUGUGUUAUUCCUAAGUGGAAUACUUCGUAGUGUUUCAUUGCGAGUUGGAGCUGGUCAAGAUAAUAUUUAUUUAUACGAAUACUCUUUCACACACAAUGAAUCUACAAGUAUACCGAAUGCUGAUGAUCGAGGCGCUGAUCACUGUGAUCAAUUUGACAUUCUAUUAGACCACUCAUUACCUGAGAGCUUAUCAGAGGAUCGGACUAAUAUGUCACAAACGAUGAGAGAGAUUAUAUCUAACUUUAUUAGCACAGGGAACCCAACCCCAUCAGAAUCUUCCUUGCCGACAUGGCCGCCAGUGGCCAGUGCCAACCGGUUUCCGCACUACUCCAUAGGUGACACCAUUCAAGUUGCUGGCAUUCCAGUUGAGAGCAGAGGCGCCUUCUGGGACGCAAUUUAUGACGUCUAUGAAGCAAUACCUCAACAACCAGUAGAAAAUGAACCAGAGGCAGAGCCAACUACGACUGAGACACCGGAAGAUGAAAUAACGACUACAGAUUCCUAUGAUGAAGAAACGACUACAGAGACAGCUGAAGAUGAAGAAACGACUACAGAGACAGCUGAAGAUGAAGAAACCACUACAGAAACAUACGAAGAUCAAGAAACGACUACAGAAGCAUAUGGAGACGAUGAAACAACUACAGAAGCAGAUGACGUAGAACCGACGACAGAGGGAUAUAACUCUGCUAACAACAUAUUUUCUCAUCAGCUUUGGAUGUUGUUCACGGUUGUCGCUGUAAUAGCGUUUAAGUAGGAAUUUUGUAAUGUGCUAUUAUGUAGGCCAGGCAGAGCUUCGCUCUUUGAGUGAAGGAAAGAACUAGGCGAUCUUCUUAUGUUGAUUAAUUUCAAACUCGGUAAUAGGGAUGUUUCCUGGGUAAAAAAGCAAGAGUUUUAAUUAGUCCGUCAGUUAGCUUAUCAAAAACUACUCGACACGUAUUUUUCACUGUUUAAAACUAAUGAAAAUGUAAAGAGAUAAAGCGUGCCAAAGUUCUAAAGAAAUGGCCCGUGACGUCAGUGAGUGCGUAAAAGUGCAGCACUUAGUGACGUCGCGCGGAACUUCAACGCACUAUAACUUUGUAAUUAUUUGUUUGAUUGACAAUUAAAAAUAUACGUGUCCAAUAUUUUUUUAUACUAAAAUUGACGAUUUAAAAAAAAUUUUUUAGGAAACUAUCCUAUUAUAGAUUUAAGUUACUUUAAAGACUGCAUUUGUGCAAGUGGAUUUAUUUGGAUUUCAAAGUAAGACAAAUAGAUUAGGUACAUACUCAAUAUAAUUUAUUGGCCUAAUUAGAUUUUACAUGACACGUGUUAGUGAAUAAGUAAUAAAUUAUGUUCGAACAUAAA
Molecule: messenger RNA, 2583 nt
Organism: Ostrinia nubilalis (European corn borer)
Lineage: Eukaryota; Metazoa; Arthropoda; Insecta; Lepidoptera; Crambidae
Product: carboxylic ester hydrolase-like
Exons: 3
Coding region: 20-1996 (658 amino acids)
Source: RefSeq, a predicted model, not a curated record